Molecule: messenger RNA, 2304 nt
Organism: Xenopus laevis (African clawed frog)
Lineage: Eukaryota; Metazoa; Chordata; Amphibia; Anura; Pipidae
Gene: nemp1.L
Product: nuclear envelope integral membrane protein 1 L homeolog
Cellular component (GO): nuclear inner membrane; nuclear envelope
Source: RefSeq, marked provisional
GAGGGAGCGAAGGGUAUAGAGCGACAACAUACUGCGGCUGGGCGGAGUCUCCCCAGCCUAUACGAUUUGUAGUAGUAGUAUCUGCCUUGGUGACUGCAAGUUGCUUGUGUUCCAAGCCUCGAUUUGGACCCUUAAUUCAAGUCUUGAUUAUGGCGGGAGAAGUGGAAGGAAGAGGCUGCGGAUUUAGUUUGGGAGUCCUGGUAACCUUGCUGGUAUUACCACUGCCGUCAUUAUGUACCUUGAGCACAGAAAAGGAACUACAUGUGAUUAAACUCUAUGAAGGGAGAAUGGUCCGGUAUAAUGAGUCAAGAAAUUUCUGCUAUCAGAGAACAUAUGAACCAAAAUGGAGUGAUGUUUGGACUAAGAUACAGAUACGUAUAAACAGCACUAAAAUGAUAAGAGUGACCCAAGUGGAUAAUGAAGAGAAGCUGAAGGAAAUGGAAACUUUCAACAUGUUUGACUUUUUCUCAUCUUUUCUCAAGGAGAAACUGAAUGAUACAUUCAUAUAUGUGAAUCUCUACAGCAACAAAACUUGUGUCAAAGUGCAUUUAACAGACACCGACACUUACUACAGUGUUGCACUUUCUCGAGGAUUUGAUCCCAGACUCUUCUUUGUUUUCUUAUGCGGUCUUCUACUAUUCUUUUAUGGUGACACUCUGAGCAGAAGCCAACUCUUUUUCUAUAGCACAGGAAUCACUGUAGGAAUGUUGGCUUCAAUGCUGAUACUUGUGUUCAUGCUCUCCAAACUGAUGCCAAAGAAAAGUCCAUUUUUUGCGUUGCUGCUUGGAGGAUGGUCCGUCUCUAUUUACGUAAUCCAACUGGUCUUCAGAAAUUUACAGGCAAUCUGCAGUGAGUACUGGCAGUAUCUUAUUGUGUAUCUGGGUAUUGUUGGAUUUGUCAGCUUUGCUUUUUGUUAUAUAUAUGGGCCCUUGGAGAAUGAACGCAGCAUCAACAUUUUGAACUGGACACUACAGUUAAUUGGUCUGCUGCUAAUGUACGUCAGUGUGCAAAUACAGCACAUAGCAGUGACUAUAGUAGUCAUUGCAUUUUGUACCAAACAGAUAGAAUAUCCAGUACAGUGGAUUUACAUACUAUACAGAAAAAUAAAACUAAAGAGAGCUAAGCCGGGCCCACCCCGCUUGCUAACAGAAGAAGAAUACAGAAAACAAGCAGAUGUUGAGACCAGGAAAGCUUUGGAGGAAUUACGAGAAUGUUGCAGUAGUCCAGAUUUUGCAGCAUGGAAAACGAUUUCUCGCAUCCAGUCACCCAAGAGAUUUGCUGAUUUUGUUGAAGGCUCAUCUCACCUGACACCCAAUGAAGUAUCCGUUCAUGAGCACGAGUAUGGUUUAGGUGGUUCUUUCUUAGAAGAUGAAUUGUUUGGAGAGGACAGCGAUGUUGAGGAAGAAAUGGAAAUUGAACCGCCACUUUAUCCAAUUCCAAGAUCUGUCUUUUAGGAUUUGCCUAGCUCUCUUUAAUUCUUCACCUGUGAAGACAAAGGAAAAAGCCAUGCCACUAAGGCCUAUGAUCAUAAGACAGCACAUAUAGUCCUCAUAAAUCACUGAUCAUUUGGUUUGACAAGCGGUUCAUCUGGUUCCUAAGAAACCAGUGUUUGAUCAGUGUUUACUUACUACAGGGCACGCCUGUCGAAAGCUACAUAAGAAAAUAAAACAAAUCAUUAUCACCCACAAAAUAAAAUAUUUUCCAUUCAUAUAAUGUAACUCUAUCUGUGCUUUGGAUGGAAACAUCUCCAUCACUAUUAGUGCAGCCCUUUACCACUUGCAGGUGCCUCCAACAGUAUUUUUUUUUUAACCAAAGAUAUUGCUGAUUUACAACGAAUUGAAAACUAAAUUAAAGAAGGACAUCUCCAUCAAAACUCCUCAACAUAAGUGAAGUAUAUAUGCAACAUGAGUAAAGAAGAACUAGUUUGUGUUGAGGAACAUGGUGCUUUCCUACCAGCCACAUACAGCAGCCCUAUGCAACUCCCCUGUAUUUGCCCUCAAGAUCUGGCUUUGUGAUCAUCUCCAACCAGCAAUGCCAUGCACACGCCUGGAUCAACAUUCAUACAAAGUCACUGGAAGCAUUUGACCAUGACUUCACAGAAUUUUACCAUGGGAGAAGGAGUUCAGCUGAACAGUGUAACUGACCUGUCGGCCUGAUGUCUACUUACAAACUGUUUGCCAGCUGAGUGGGGUUCAGGUCUCUUUUUCACUUCCCCUGUUGUUUUAUUUUUUUUAUAUACAAAAGGUACCUGUGUUAAAAAAAUAUAUAUAUUUUUUCAGUACCAAUAAAAAGAGGAACAAAAAA